AUGACCGAAUUCCUGGAUUAUAGCGGCAUUCCACAGCAGUGUGACAAAACACACAACCACCAGUUCCGCCUCUGGUUCAUGUCAACCUUCUACUCAAUCAUCAGCAUCACGGGACUGGUGGGGAACCUCUUGGUUAUCUUCACCAUCAUCUACUUCCACCGCCUGAAGACCAUGACGGAUGUAUACCUGCUGAACUUGUCAUUUGCCGAUCUGGUAUUUGCACUCACGCUCCCCUUUUGGGCAGCCAACUCCAUGGCAGAGUGGGUGCUGGACAUUGCCAUGUGCAAGAUCAUGCAUACAUUUUAUAAGGUUACCUCUUACAGCAGCAUGCUGCUUCUCUGUUUAAUCAGUGUGGAUAGGUACUUUGUCAUAGCAAAGGCUGUUUCUGCUCACCGACUCCGUAACCGAGCAAUGUUCUUUAGCAAGGUGUUGUCUGUUUUUGUCUGGAGCCUCGCUUUGAUUUUUUCCAUACCAGAAAUGAAAUACACCACAGUCAUUAAUGACACCUGUACACCUUUCACCAGUACAUCUGACCCACUGCUGAUAGUUUUCCAGACAAGCCAGAUUGUUGUAGCGUUUGCCCUUCCACUCUUGGUCAUGAGCUUCUGCUACAGCAAAAUUGUACAUAUCCUUUGUCGGGCUCGAAACUUUCAGCGAAAUAAGGCUGUCAAGGUCAUUCUUGUUGUGGUAGUUGUCUUUGUGGUCUGUCAGCUUCCAUACAAUGUGCUCUUGUUUUGGACAACACUUGUCGUCGCAAACGGUGGCAAUACGGACUGCAAGUAUGAAAAUGACCUCCUGUACGCUACUGAUGCCACUCAGUGUGUGGCUUUCCUACGGUGUUGUCUUAACCCCUUUGUGUAUGCAUUUAUUGGUGUUAAGUUUCGCCAUGACCUUAUCAGACUACUAAAGAAAUUGGGUUGUGUGAGUCAGGCGAUGUUUGUCAAGUAUAACUAUAGCACAAGAAGCAGCUCCACUGCCGUAGAAACCAACGUCUAG
Nerophis lumbriciformis (worm pipefish) is the source of this 996-nucleotide messenger RNA. The record is from RefSeq and is a predicted model, not a curated record. NCBI's taxonomy places the organism in Eukaryota, Metazoa, Chordata, Actinopteri, Syngnathiformes, Syngnathidae.